This is a messenger RNA of Abrus precatorius (Indian licorice), 1026 nucleotides long. RefSeq names its product RNA-binding protein 7. Lineage: Eukaryota; Viridiplantae; Streptophyta; Magnoliopsida; Fabales; Fabaceae. The record is from RefSeq and is a predicted model, not a curated record. The transcript is spliced from 5 exons. Gene Ontology annotation, molecular function: RNA binding. The coding region runs from base 144 to 749 and encodes 201 amino acids.
CUUAUCAUCGAGCUCUUCCCUAUUCCCUUGUUUUAGGUUCUGGUACUUAUUAGCGACUGAUUCUCAUCCCAUGUUUGGUUAGAGGUUCAUCCGGGGUGCAAAGUCAUAUUGUGGUUGGACUUCACAUCAGACCAGAUACGGCCAUGUCUGGCAACUCAAAUUGCACUGUUUAUAUAGGCAAUCUGGAUGAGAGGGUGACAGACAGGGUCUUGUAUGAUAUAUUAAUUCAAGCAGGACGAGUGGUAGACUUGUACAUUCCUAAAGAUAAGGAAUCGGAGAAACCCAAAGGUUUUGCCUUUGCAGAAUAUGAAACUGAGGAGAUUGCAGACUAUGCUGUCAGGCUCUUCUCUGGCCUCGUGACACUAUACAACAGAACACUUAAGUUUGCGUCUGCCAAUAAACAGAUAUCUGGGAAAGAAAAAACUACCCCUAACGGUUCUACAGCAAUUACACCUGCAUCAAAUACUUCUCAACGACCAAGGCCUUAUCCAGUGCCAAUAAAUAAUUCAGAAAAUUUUCAGCACCCUGCUAAGUUAUCAACUCCUGAUCGAUUUUCAGAUUAUGCUGUAAAUCAUUCCCAAGUUCCUCCUUCUCGUGUAAUUGACCAAUCUAGUGGGUAUGGAUCUCACUAUAGUGGCAACAAUUAUGAAUACAGCCGGAGAGCUUUUGGGGCAACAUUGGAUAGCGUUAGCCGUUCUAGGUCGCGUCGCCAUGAUAGAAGUAGCCCAAUCUCUUACCAGUCUUACUAAUAAUUUCAGAAGAUCAGUGACAGAUUAAACUUUCAUUGAAUAUUAAUCAUAAGCAUUAGUAGAAUGUAAAUGGUAAAUAUUCAAUAUUUAGUGGAAUACAUUGGAAUACAUAGGCUUUAAACAAAGCCAUUGUUGUAGGUGUACCUAUGUAUGUACUUCAUUAUCCAGGCAGGGUUGGUGCUUAAUGAUUGUAGUUUCCUGAUUAGUUAAGAAUACUUCCUGUAUACUUGUGUAGGUUAAACCCAAAUUAUAUACCUAUUUCUUAUUACUUGACUUU